This is a messenger RNA of Anneissia japonica, 1297 nucleotides long. RefSeq lists its product as uncharacterized. NCBI's taxonomy places the organism in Eukaryota, Metazoa, Echinodermata, Crinoidea, Comatulida, Comatulidae. The record is from RefSeq and is a predicted model, not a curated record.
CGAACAAAAACGUUAGGCCUUGCAUUGCAUGGCUGGGUAGGAAAGGACGUUAAUCCUGUUUAUCAAGCCCGAAAGGGUUUCUCCCGCAUCAAGCGGAAAAGAAUUGGGCCUUGACAUUGGCCUAGGCUUAUACCAUUAAAGACUGGCAAAUCAAUGUACGUUUUCUGCAAUAAAACUCACAUAACCUAUUUCAGUCUGUAUAACAUUGGAAGCGUUUUGGCGAUACAUUGUAUGAGAAGAACAAUCUAAGUAUUUAGGUCUGAAAGGAAAACAAAUCAGAUCUGCACUUUUUUAUGAUUUGAUAAAUGAUGGCGCAAACAAGGUACUAACUAGGUAGCCUAAGCCUAAGCCCAUACUACAUGGCGAGGGAGGGAAGUACAGAAACAGUGUCAGUGGAAGAUGUAGCAGGUCUGGUAGUUGUAGAAACGUCAAAUACAGACAUUGAAUUUGAAUCGUUCGGAAACUUGCGAACUUUUCAUUCUAGCUCAACAGAUGAUGAAGAUCUUCAAAACCAGAAGGUAUACAUCAGAGGUCAUGAAAGGAGUGUAGAACAAGCUGAUGUCCCUGUUGGCACACCAUCUGGUAACUUUCCGCUUAUUCCUGAAGACUACUUGUCAUCCUUAAUGCAUCCUUCAGAAGAGCAUGUCAGCAGACCAACAAGUCUACAAAUCCAGAAGAAAAGACAUAGAGAUCGACUGCGUAAGAGAGAACUAAGGUUAAAUGUUGAUUACAAGAAAAAAGAUAGAGCUGGAGCCAGACUGAGAAUGAAGAAACGAAGAAAAGAUCCAGUUUACCGAUCCAUCGAAAGAGAAAAGGACAGAACACGACGCCAGAAAGCACGGCAACUCCAGAAAUUAGCCGACUCCAAAAAUAAUGGAAACAACGUUCUGGAAAACAUACAGGAAAGGGAUGGGAAUAUGCAGAGUGAUGCUAUAUGAUAUUGAAUAUAAUUACAGUACUAGGGAUUCCAAAAGGGGUGCAUGUGUGGCAAAAGUACUAGAUCGCAGGGGUGGCGCCAGGAUUUGCCCGACGGGGAGGCCGAGGUCCCCGACGGGGGGCCCGAUGCCCCGACGAGGGGUCAGAUUUCCCCGACGAAACUAAAGUGGGCGUAGUCGAGCUUCGAUUAAAAGGUUUCAAAGAUGGUCCUGGGGGGGCGAAGCCCCAGAAAACUUCGACAAUUUAGGGGUUUCAAAAGCUUAUUUAAUCGAUUUUAGAGUCUACUAAUAUGUAGAAAAUACAUAUAAUUUUUUUUCUCCCUGACGAAUUGUGCUUUUUCUCCCCAACAGGGAGGCCAGCU